Babjeviella inositovora NRRL Y-12698 is the source of this 2624-nucleotide messenger RNA. Its product is annotated as ribonuclease P/MRP protein subunit. The record is from RefSeq and is a predicted model, not a curated record. Lineage: Eukaryota; Fungi; Ascomycota; Pichiomycetes; Serinales. Gene Ontology annotation, cellular component: nucleolar ribonuclease P complex; ribonuclease MRP complex. Gene Ontology annotation, biological process: tRNA 5'-leader removal. Bases 261 to 2624 code for a protein of 787 amino acids. The transcript is spliced from 2 exons.
CGCUUCCAUCGAUCUACGCUAUUAGUGGCUAUUCAAUUGGCACCUGGCUGCGGUACUUACCUAUUGUUGUUGACAGCACAGACUGUGCAAAAUUUCAAGUCAGACAUGUUGUGUGAGGUACGGGUUGUUGUAGAUCAUCCGUCUCGAUGUCUCGAAUUUAAAGUAUAUGGUUCGCGCGCGCAUGAUUUUUUUUUUCAUGCACAUAAAAUAAAAAUCUGGCACAUCAGCUGGGUCUGAUUACCAGAGCAAGGGAUACGACAAUGUCCAAGAGACCAGAAAUACCGGGAAAGCCCUUUUACAGUGCUAAGAAACAGCGUUUGUUUAACUCUCGGACUAUCAGAACCGAAAAUGUGGAUCCAGCCUUUUCCGACGGGAAACUCGACGUACCAUCGUUUAUGGCGUCGCGUGAGUACGAGAUCCGCCAAUUGGAGCACGCACAGCUCCGCUCAAAGUACUCGGCAUCCACACGCGUGUUCCAGAGCCUUCCGCGGACACUCAGACGGCGCGCGGCGUCGCACAACGUGAAGCGCAUCCCGAAGCGCCUCCGUGCACGAGCAUUGAAAGAAAUGGCGAACCAGAACGCGACCAAGAAGACACAUCAUCCGCGCGGCCGCGCGUUGUACCGCCUCAAGAUGCAGGUGCGACUUUUGAAGCUCGCAGCGCGGCACAAGCUCUUGCAGCAGGUUCUGCCGCCGGAGAUGGCAGCGGGACGGCUCCAGCUUCGCCAACGCAUUCAGAUGCUCCAGGAUCGGAUCAAACUGGCCAAGGAAGGGUCGGCUAGGCUCAAUAACGCAGUGGGCGCGUACGACAACUCCGCGGCGAACGCGCUCGCAACGCCACCUGUGGGUAACGUCAAGUACAUGAAGCGCCAGACGGAGCAUACCUGGCUCGCGACGCACGUGUGGCACACUAAGCGUGCGCACUUGGUGAAGAAGUGGGGUUUCCAGAUCCCAUACAAGCCGACUCAGAAGUGUUUCCGCGCAAUCCACCGCGGGUCUGUCGCGGAUGGUGGGGUGGUCUUCGACACGUCUUAUUUCGGCACGUGUGUGGUUGAAGCGGGCUACGACGCGCUCCGCGCGAUUGCAAGUGCCGUCUCCAAUGGUAAGGCACUCAGGCGAUACGAGACCCGGUCCUGGCACGGGAUGGUGUUCCAGGAACAGCGUGCGGUAGGUGAAGGCAUGGUUCUCUGGGCGAAGGACGCGGGAAAGUUGGUCGUGCGUGUGCACCCGUCGAUCUAUGCGGAAUACUUUGCGUACCUCGUGGCGUUUGCCCAAGUACGCGGCGCAGUUGUGCACGACUGUCGCUACGCGCUUGGUAGUAUGGAGAUCAUCGGGCCCGUGGGGUUGCAGGCAGUGGGCAAAGUAUUCCAUCCCGUAGACAAGCAGGCUACGGUGGUGAAAAACUGGUUCAAAGCAACGUCAGUGGCAGAUGUUUCGACCAUCCCACAGGGCACCACCUUUGCGUUCGAAAUUUACGACCCACGGCUAUGGGGAAAGCCCACUGCAUUUAAGAAGCUCACCAACUUUAACCACAAUGACUUGAUCAUUGAUUUGCAUGGCAACCCCGCGGCAUCUGUCGACGCGGCGGCUUUGGCGAAGUUGCUCUCAUCGGAAGGCAGAACGGCGUCCUACGCCAACCAGGCAACGCUCAGCGAGUUGGGUAAGCGCAGAGCCCGGACCCCGGGUCAGCCAAUCCCUGUUGCGCCCCAAGACCCUACCAUCCCCGUUGUGGUUACGAAGGGCGCGCUCAACAAGUGGAUCGUGCUCAUGCCGUGGUUUUGGGUCUUGCCGACGUGGCACAUCCUCAUGCGCGUGCCGCACGUGCGGUUGGGCGGUUUGCGCCAAUUGCACCAAUUGGCUUUCGAGCAAGGCAAGCCGUUCUACCCGUAUGAUUUCCCGUUCCUCCGCGAGGGACUUGUCGAGGCGCGCCUCCAGCAGCAGGAGUUAGCCAAGAAGUGGCGCCGCACGCCCGCCGGCAAACGUGUCAGCUUCAGCAAGGUGGAGUUGAACCUGGCGGAUCCGAAGGGUGAGAUCGGUAGCCCGUUUGCCUGCGACUGGCGCUACUUGCAGUUGUUGCAAUACGCGUUGGUAAUGCUCCGUGCGCGGGGCUCCGUCGUGACUGCCAGCUUCGGUGAGGGUGUCAGGGUAUCUGUGUACGAAAAUAUGAGACGACAGAUCACCCAGUUGUCAGAUAUUCCGGCCGUGCUUGCCCAGGCUGCGCGGCUCGAUGCGGAGCGCGCGGCGCCGGCCGUUCCCGUGACUCUCGCUGUCUCCGAGAUCCCUGAAUUGCAGUGCCAGGAGCCGUUUGCGCCACUCCCCGUGGUUCAACUGAGUAUUGUCCUUGCGCAACGCGGCCAGAUCAAGGACUUUGCGCGUGUGUACAAGAUUCCGCAAGAUGUGUACGUCCGGACGGUAGCCACGCUCAAGAACAACGGAACUAUCGUCUGUCCGGGGUUUGAGAACUUGGUGGGCUUCGUCAGCAGCGGCACGUUUAACCUCGCGCAGGGGUUUGGUACCGGUGUCGGCUGCGUGGACGCCGCAUGGGCCAGAAACCAAGAAGAGUUUGUGUUGGUGAGGAACGUGGGGACUGAUAAGGUGUGGCUUGCCAGGUGGAAGAAGGUGUGA